AUGUUCCUGGAUCCUUUAGCAGCCAAGACAGUGUUUGAAUCAGAAGUUAAUAUCACACUCAUUCCACUAAGCACCCAGCGCAGAUUAAUUUCGUUUUCAGCCAUUAUAGGCGAGUUACGCAGGACACCAAGAACACCAGAGGCUGUAUUUUCAGAGAAACUGCUGUCAAGGCUAUACCGUUUAAAACAAUCUCAAAGCAUAUAUCAACAUAUGGGCACAUUCUUGGGGGAAAUUCUAGGCGCAGUUGUCUUGGCUGAUAGCUAUUCAGGUCUUAAUCCAAAAUUUGGGGUGAAGCCCAUUAAAGUUUUGGCUGAUGGCAAUGAAUCAAGUGAUGGAAAAAUCGUGGUGGAUGAAAAAGGUGGAAAAUUGGUGAGAAUUUUAAGCAGUGUGGAUGCCAAGGCUUACCAAAGUUUGUAUGCAAACAGGCUUGGCCUUAAGGAGCAGUCAGCUAAGAUAGGGAGCUUUGAGGAACAGUGGAGAAGAUGGAGUCAUCCUCAAAAUUAA
Messenger RNA from Sphenostylis stenocarpa, 504 nucleotides. The record is from the annotation of a GenBank genome assembly. Lineage: Eukaryota; Viridiplantae; Streptophyta; Magnoliopsida; Fabales; Fabaceae.